CCUCCGCGGGCCCCCGAGGCCAGCUUCUGGUGUGGAACUCCCUCUAUCAAUACAGAUCAUCGUUUUCUCUGUAAUUGCGUCUCUGGCAAUGAAAGGGAUUCCCUGACCCCUCUCCUGUUGGGCUGGCGGAGUUGACCCAGUCUUGCUGAGGCAGGAUGUUCCUGGUGGGCCUGUCAGGGGGCAUUGCCUCAGGAAAGAGCUCAGUAGUUCAGGUGUUCAAGGAUCUGGGCUGUGCUGUGAUCGAUGCAGAUGCCAUUGCCCACCAGGUGGUAAAACCAGGGUACCCUGCCUACCAUCGUAUUGUGCAAGCCUUUGGACAAGAGAUCCUGCUAGACAAUGGAGAGAUCAAUCGCCAGGCCUUGGGAAACAUCAUCUUCUGCCAUUCUGAGAAGCGGAAACUGCUGAAUGCCAUCACCCAUCCAGACAUUCGUAAGGAGAUGCUGAAGCAGAUCCUGAAGUACUUGGUUCAGGGGUACCGAUAUGUGAUCUUGGACAUCCCCUUGCUGUUUGAAACUAAAACAAUGUUACCAUUCAUGAAGCACACAGUGGUGGUAUAUUGUGACCCCCAGACCCAGCUGUCACGGCUGAUGCAGCGGAAUGGGCUCAGUCGAGAGGAGGCUGAGGAACGGAUUGCAGCCCAACUGCCUCUGGAAGAGAAGCGCCAACUGGCUCGGCACAUCCUGGACAACUCAGGGGAGUGGGAGGCCACUCGUCGUCAGACCCUCCACCUACAUUCCCAGCUAGAGGAUUCCCUGGACUUUUUACCAUUGAGGCUUGGCCUGUUUGCUGGUUUUGUUGGCAUCAUAUACCUGUUGUCUCGGCACCUCCUGCUUUAAUAAGGCCCUUAGCCCACUUCCAGGACUGACAGCCCAGCCUAACGAUGCUGAGGCCAAGCAACAGGGUCUUGAACACUGCCAAGGAGAAGGCAAUGUUCUAUUCUAUCCAUCCCUCCCACAGACUCUGAGCUCUUUCCUUCCUCUUCUGUUAGGCAAGCCUGCUGGGCUGAGAGAUUGGGGGAAAGGUUGGCACUAUUGUCAUAAAAGAGACAACCUUUGGAGGGGACACUGACGACUCCUGAGUUAGGAACCAAUUUACUGAUGUCUCUUUUUCUUUAUUCUGUUCCAGUGGCAUCUUUGUGUGCCACAGGGAGCUACAGGCCAAGAGAUUGACUUUGUAUGCAUCUUUAAAGAAAGUUUCCUCUCUCCCCUUCCCUCUCUUCAUCUGCAUUUGAAGUGGCUCCUAUGGAGCUUUGGGUAAUUGUAGCUCCCUGGUAUAACAUGUUGUUCUUGCUAGUUCAAUAAAUGUCCAUGAAUGAACAGUC
Molecule: messenger RNA, 1321 nt
Organism: Vombatus ursinus (common wombat)
Lineage: Eukaryota; Metazoa; Chordata; Mammalia; Diprotodontia; Vombatidae
Gene: DCAKD
Product: dephospho-CoA kinase domain containing
Exons: 6
Coding region: 156-836 (226 amino acids)
Biological process (GO): coenzyme A biosynthetic process
Molecular function (GO): dephospho-CoA kinase activity; ATP binding
Source: RefSeq, a predicted model, not a curated record